AUGCCAUCCAACGGCUCUGCCACCGUCACUAAGACGUCCAAAAACAAAUCCCCUCCCCCGGCCAAACAAGACGCCAAUCCCAAGCAUGACUUCUUCUGGACCUAUACCGAGGAGCCGCAUCGGACUCGUCGACUGGCCAUCAUCAAGGCUCAUCCAGAGAUUACAAAACUAUGUGGCCCUGAGCCUCUGACCAAAUAUGUCGUCCUCGGCGUCGUCACCCUCCAAAUUGUCCUCGCCUGCCUGCUCCAGUCGACGUCCUUUUGGUCCUGGAAGUUCUGGGCAGUCGCGUACGUCUUUGGCGCCACCGCAAACCAGAACCUGUUCCUGGCCAUCCACGAGAUCUCGCACAACCUAGCCUUCAAGAGCGCAAUGGCCAACAGACUGUUCGCCAUCGUGGCCAACUUGCCCAUCGGAAUUCCCUACAGCGCCGCAUUCCGGCCAUACCACCUAACGCACCACAAAUCCCUCGGCGUAGACGGCCUCGACACCGACCUCCCCACCGCCCUCGAAGCCUUCUUCCUCGACUCCAUCCUCGGCAAGGCCUUCUUCUGCACCUUCCAGAUCUUCUUCUACGCCCUGCGGCCCAUGGCCGUCUACCGCAUCCCCUUCACGUGGGUGCACUGCGUCAACCUCGCCGUCCAGCUCGCCUUCGACGCCCUCCUGCUGCGCUACGCGUCCCCCAACGCCCUGCUAUACCUCCUGCUCUCCUCCUUCCUCGCCGGCAGCCUCCACCCCGUGGCCGGCCACUUCAUCGCCGAGCACUACGUCUACGAAACCGUCACCCCCACGCAACGGGACCCCGGCAACAUGGUCCCCGUGCCCGAGACCUUCUCCUACUACGGGCCCCUCAACUGGUUCACCUACAACGUCGGCCUGCACAACGAGCACCACGACUUCCCCGCCAUCCCGUGGACCAGGCUGCCCGCCGUCUACGAGACGGCCAAGGAGUUCUACGAGCCGCUGCCCCGCCACGAGAGCUGGGUCUACGCCAUCUGGAGGUUCAUCUGGGACGAGAACGUCGGCCUCAACUGCCGCGUCAAGCGCAAGGAAGGCGGCCGCUUGGUCGGCGGCGCCGUCAACUGGAAGGAGACUGAGGUGCAGGCCUAA
Metarhizium brunneum ARSEF 3297 is the source of this 1107-nucleotide messenger RNA. It is a transcript of the gene dsd1, whose product is annotated as Sphingolipid delta(4)-desaturase. The record is from RefSeq and is a predicted model, not a curated record. Gene Ontology annotation, cellular component: membrane. Gene Ontology annotation, biological process: ceramide biosynthetic process. NCBI's taxonomy places the organism in Eukaryota, Fungi, Ascomycota, Sordariomycetes, Hypocreales, Clavicipitaceae. Gene Ontology annotation, molecular function: sphingolipid delta-4 desaturase activity.